AUGGCGAACCUCGAGCCGGUGGAGAAGACCGCGGUCGUGUCGGACUCGACCGGCGCCGAUGCGGUGCCAGCAAUUCGGGCGCGGCCGACUCGCUCCAGUUCGGCGCAGCUCGCCUUGGAGCCCACCGCGCUCUUAAAUCGCCUCGAGACCAUGCUCCUCGGCAACCAACCCGUCCCCGCACCCUCCAACGAGGUCAGCAUCGUCGGCGAGGUCACCAACGGCAUCAUCAUCGCCGCGAAAGCUGCCGUAAACACGCUCUUUUCGUCGCAGCGGCGCGGCGCGCUGAUGGCUCUCCAGAUAAAGAACCUGAAGAAGGCUGCGCUGGCGUACCUUGUGUGGGACCUACGCGGCGAGCUGGCGGGCGCGCGACUCGAGCAGGCGGUCGUGUACGGCAAGCGGCUCGAGACGCACGCGAGCGGCGUGGACAAGGAGUUGGGCAAGUGCAAGCGGCGGCAGGCGGGCGCGGAGGCGCUUCUCGCUGUCGUUCCAGAAACGUUGCAGGACGUGCCCACGCCAGAGGAGCCCGCGGUCGAGGAGGAGCCGGCGGUCGAGGACCUGCCGGCCAGCGACUCCCGUCCCGACGACGCGUCUUCGGACAGCGAUCGGGAAAGCGUCUUCGAACGUCGGGUGACCCGUCGGAUGAUCGACGCCGGCCUGAACGAGGCGCAAUUCGAUGAUAUGCGGAACGUUUACGGGAUUCAGCUCGCCCACGAGGACAAGUGCCACGAGUGUGCCAAGCUGCAGGCUCGGGCAGUGAAACUGUAUGAUAUGCUCCUCCCGUACCUCGAGCGCGACUGGGUGCCACUGGAGGAGGCAUUCCAGCGGCUCGACCUUAUAGCUGCUCGGGAGCGCUCGGGUACCCUGGGUCGUGGGGCGGCAGAGGAGAAGGAGGCGGCGCGGCACGCCGAGGAGCUGCUGGCGGAGGCGCCGUCGGAGGUAGACGCAGCCGAGGCGGCGAAGAAGGCCGAGGAGGCGAGGAUCCUCCUGCUUCUCGAGACGCUCACCGAGGAAAGGAUGCGGCUCGGCAUCACGCCGGAGAGCCAGGCAGCGGCGUUGGCUGAGGAGAAGCGCGCGGCCACUGCCGCUGCGAGGGCCAAGGCGGCGGCCGCCAGGAUGGCGGUGGAGGCGGCUCAGCGCGCAUAG
This is a messenger RNA of Emiliania huxleyi CCMP1516, 1143 nucleotides long. RefSeq lists its product as hypothetical. The transcript has 4 exons. The record is from RefSeq and is a predicted model, not a curated record. Lineage: Eukaryota; Haptophyta; Isochrysidales; Noelaerhabdaceae. Bases 1 to 1143 code for a protein of 380 amino acids.